AUGUCGCUCCGCUACAUCGGCCAGAAACUCGCGCAGCAGAUCGAUGACGAGCUCAUGUCCGCGUCCGGCGCGUUCUCCAUUGACCAGCUCAUGGAGCUCGCGGGCUUGAGCUGCGCGCAAGCCCUCGCCAAGUCCUUUCCCGCGCACACCCACCGCCGCGUCCUCGUCUGCUGCGGCCCCGGAAACCAAGGCGGCGACGGCCUCGUCGCCGCCCGCCACCUCCACCACUUCGCAUACGCCCCCACGAUCUACUACCCCAAGCCGGGGGGCAAGGAGCUGUACCACCGCCUGCUGCGGCAGGCGCAGAACCUCGGCAUCCCUGUAGUCGACACGGAUGCGUUCGCGGGCGCGCUGCGCGACGCCGACGUCGUGCUGGAUGCUAUUUUUGGCUUCUCGUUCCAUCCCCCCGUGCGCGCGCCGUUCGAUACCGUGCUCUCUGCGCUUGCGCAGAGCGCGGCGCCCAUCAUCUCCGUCGACAUUCCUUCGGGGUGGGGCGUCGAGGCUGGCCGGCAGCCCCUUACGAAUAGCGACGGCGAGGAGGUCGCGACCAUCGACCCCGCCGUCCUCGUCAGCCUCACCGCGCCCAAGGAGGGCGUGCGCACCUACGCUGGCAAGCACUGGCUCGGGGGCCGGUUCGUGCCUGACAACCUUGCGAAGAAGCACGAGCUGAAUCUUCCGGCGUAUCCGGGUGUCGACCAGGUUGUUGAGCUCCCGUCCGCGGGCAAGCUCUGA
Cutaneotrichosporon oleaginosum is the source of this 732-nucleotide messenger RNA. RefSeq lists its product as uncharacterized. Gene Ontology annotation, cellular component: mitochondrion. NCBI's taxonomy places the organism in Eukaryota, Fungi, Basidiomycota, Tremellomycetes, Trichosporonales, Trichosporonaceae. The record is from RefSeq and is a predicted model, not a curated record. Gene Ontology annotation, molecular function: NAD(P)HX epimerase activity.